AUUUUUCUAUACCAGUGCCACACUUACCAUAGCCUUCACCUCUGCAGACACAGCCCUGCUGCUCUUCCUGGCCAUGCCCAUGCUCACCGUCGGGGGAAUCCUGUUUCUCAUCACUAACCUGCAGAUUGGGAACCUGUUUGGCAAACACCGUUUGACCAUCAUCACCCUGUACAAUGGAGCAUUUGACUCUUCCUCAGCAGUCUUCCUCAUCAUUAAGCUUCUUUAUGAACAAGACGUCAGCCUCAGGGCCUCCUUCAUCUUCCUCUCCGUCUGUAGUGUCUGGCAUGUUGGGCGUACUUUCCUCCUGAUGCCCCGGGGGCACAUCCCCUACCCACUGCCCCCCAACUACAGCUAUGGCCUGUGCUUUGGGAACAGCACCAUAAAGGAAGAGAAGAAAACAGCUGAGCACGAAAAUGUGGAGCUGCAGUCGAAGGAGUUCCUUUCACCAAAGGAAGAGAUCCCAGGACCAGGCCAGCAGCAGAAACCGCGGUCUUUCUGGAGCUGCGCUUUCUCUCGGCGCUUUGCCUGGCACCUGGUGUGGCUGUCUGUGAUACAGCUGUGUCAUUACCUCUUCAUCGGCACCUUCAACUCUCUGCUGAGCAACUUGGCCAGUGGGGACAGGGUGCUAGUGAGCACCUACACAAAUGCCUUUGCCAUCACUCAGUUCUUCGGAGUGCUGUGCGCCCCCUGGAAUGGGCUGCUCAUGGACAAGCUUAAAGAGAAGUACCAGAAGGAAGCACAAAAGACAGGUUCCUCCACCUUGGCGGCGGCCCUCUUCUCAGCAGUGCCUUCACUGGCCCUGACGUCUCUGCUGUGCCUGGGCUUUGCCCUCUGUGCCUCCGUCCCCAUCCUCCCCCUCCAGUACGCCACCUUCAUCCUGCAGGUGAUCUGCCGCUCCUUCCUCUACGGGGGCAAUGCUGCCUUCCUGACCCUUGCUUUCCCUCCAGAACACUUUGGAAAGCUCCUUGGGUUAAUGAUGGCCUUGUCGGCCAUCGUGUCCCUGCUCCAGUUCCCCAUCUUCACCCUCAUCAAAGGCCCCCUCCAGAAUGACCCACUCUAUGUGAAUGUGAUGCUAGUGCUUGCUACUCUUCUGACCUUAGUCCAUCCCUUCCUGGUGUACCGGGAGUGCCAGCCUAGGAAGGAAAGCCCCUCUGCAAUCGCGUAGUUCAGAAGCCCUCGCUGUGCAGCCCUGAGGAUGUCUGCUAAUCGUUCCCCACCUUUGAAGACCCUGUGUUCAGAAAGACUUUGCCUGCCCAGGC
This is a messenger RNA of Galeopterus variegatus (Sunda flying lemur), 1259 nucleotides long. RefSeq names its product solute carrier family 43, member 3 (gene SLC43A3). NCBI's taxonomy places the organism in Eukaryota, Metazoa, Chordata, Mammalia, Dermoptera, Cynocephalidae. The record is from RefSeq and is a predicted model, not a curated record. The annotation marks the transcript as partial. The transcript has 10 exons.